UCUAAUGAUGAAACAAUUAUUAAACUCGGUUAUCCCAAAAUAUCGUGAUUUGUCAGUGUCUCGUAGGUAAACUAUUUACCUCAGCCUUUUUCUUUGGCAAAUAACUGAUCUGCUUGCCACCGACAAAUCACGAGAUUUUGCUCAACUUCGUCCAGUAAUUGUCAAAAUUAUUUGUUCUUGACGAAAAUUACGACGUUGCCUGCGAUAUUAAGCAUUAAGACGAAUUGUGCUAGCCUCCUUCUCAAACAAUGAUUGCUAAUUUUGCUAAUUUUGAUAAUAUGCUAAUUUUGCUAAUUUGCAAUUUUUAUACGACAUUAAGGAUAAUAAAGCCCCCAUGGGGAGUGCUUAUGAAAUUUGUAUCGUAUUGUAAUAUGGGUGUUUUACCGGAGGACAUAAUUACCGCAAGCUACAUGUAAUCUGAAAACAUGUCUUAACACACAUUAGCUUCCAACCCCAAAAGGCAAUCUGAUUCUUCCUGCCAACUUUAACACGAUUGCUUCAACUGGUCAAGUUUGCAACCGCUAGGAAAACAAAAUUCCAGUGAUGUUAGUCGCAUAUUUUGGCUGCUUGUAAAACAAAGAAGAACCAUGACAACAAUUAAGAAGGUGGUACCUCUUAAAAGGAAAAAAAAAAAACAGUUAAAUAACACAAAGAGAACAUUCCAUAUAGAGUGUGCUUGACUCAGUAUCCAAUGAGAGUUACAGUGCGUUUACUGAAGCCGGGGCCACCCAAACAAUGAAAACCGAUGAGAUGGCAGAACUGAAACAAUAGAUUCCAAAAUUUUCAAAUCCAGCCAAUCAAAUGUCCCAUUUUCAAUUCCAGCCAAUCAAAUGUUCGGUACAAGACAAUGGAAUCUCAACUUGUUGGUUGUGGUGCUACAUUUUGUUUAAAAAAUGUUUCAUAAUCAAUAAUGUAUCAGACGGUGACAUGACAUUUUAGUAAUCGCAUUCGCCAAUCGUUGUGAGUUUCUUGACGUUUAAAUGUUUGAUCCAGAAAAACCUAAUACUAAUCGGAAGAAUCUGAAUUCGAAGGCUACUGAUGGCGGUUUUUUGACGAAACUCAAAGGCCUUAAGUCAAAACCCUUCAGCCUUAUUCAAAACAACUCCAUAACGACCCGGAAUCUUGUCGUUUCAGCUGCCACGUACGGUCUUGAGCGACUCUUAAACGGCAAAGCUUUCAACUGCCCUGAGGAGGGACACGAGCUGUACGGUUUUACUUUCCUUUUUGCCCCAUUAAUUAUUCUGUUCUGUAUAAACGUGCUGGUUAUCGGUGAAGUUUGGAAGUUGUCGUCGCGCAUGUACGUAAAACGCUAUAAAAGACAUGGAGAUUGUGUGGCGCGGCUUCUUCCUAGCCUUCUGAAAGCUUGUGUCGGGCCGGCAGUGUGGUUGAUCGUGGCCUUCCUAGACGAAGACUAUUUUCUUUGCGCCAUGCUCGGACCUGUUCCACGAAGAGGCAAUGAUACAUGGACAAGCGAGCGGGAAGGUGUCGAAUGGAGACAUAAAGUUGAAGAGUAUAAGAGUUUGUCUCACGUCCUGGCAUGGACUGUCUUAGUCGCACUUGUGGUUCUCGGAACUGCAUUGGUAAUCUUGAAGAAGUGUUUUCUAAAAGACAACCUUCUCAUGUUCAAUCGCUACGCGUAUGAAAGGCGAGAAGCCAUGAGCGCUAUGAAGGCUUUCACGGAGCGCAUGUCUCCUGGAGGGGAAUUCAUAUAUAAUGCCGCCUAUCUCGACAAAGAUCCCAAAACAGCCGAAUAUGGCGGCGAAGAGGAAAAGGUGAAGUAUUAUAAAGACGGAAUUCCAGAAAUAAUUGGACGAAACACAGUGGAGAAAUUGUUUGAAGGUUUUGAAGGCUCGGAUCAUAAGGGUGAAUGGCACUAUGUCAAGGCAUACGAAAAAUUCAAAGACAAGUACCCUCGGAUUGCCAGUGGCAGGCCCAAAGAUCCUUGGCGAGCAGUGCAGGGGGAUGAAACUGGAAACCAAGAGACUUCUUCGCCAAGUUCCGGGGAAAAUGAAAUGGGGAAGGGGGACGAAACUGAAAACCAAGAUAUUUCUUCGCCAAGUUCCGGGGAAAAUGAAAUGGGGAGGGGGGAUGAAACUGCAUGGAAACUGGCAAGAGAUUUCUUCGCCAAGUUCUGGGGAAAAUGAAAUGGAAAUGCAGCCCUUGAUUUCAUAGCCAUGAUAAUUCGGCAUGACAAAUUAAUCGAUAUAUGAAGGUGUUUUUUUUGUUUGUAUGAAAUAUACGAAAAAUUGUUGGUGUACGUGAUAGUCGGUGACAUCGCGGAAGUGAUCCAUUGUCAAAUUUUAGUUGAAAAAAUUAAACGUUAAGUGAAUCUUAAUUAUCCUACUUAUCGAAUUUCAAACUGAACCAAGCGUAACGUUUUGAUUGUUGUUUUUAUUGCUCUUUUGCUACAACGAAGGCUUGAAGUUCGAAACGUCAUUUAUUUUCUGAAUUUACUAGGGCGGGUUAUAAUUACUCGAAGUGUGAAAUUACAAUGGCCCUUUUCACUGAUACGGCGGGCCUUUUGAAUUCUGUUGUUUCAAAUAGCUAUUAUGGGAUGCUUAGGGGCAAAUGCAUACAAAAUGACCGCCGUAUCGGCGAAAACAUCUGGGAGGUCCUUCUUAACUACAGAUUUAGAGCAGUUGCUAAGGGACUGCAGAAGGCGAUAUUUAGAGGAAAACUAUUUUGGAGCGUUUUGGAGCGCUAAGUGGUGAAUUUUAUAUUGCGAAAUGUUUGCUUUUGAAAAACAUACAUGAUUAACUAGCGCACGUCCCAAACCGCGUGUUGGAAUUUUAAAUCCCUAAAACUUGGAAGAAAAGAGGAUGAGUUUCGAUUUUUCUGAUGAUUGAGAAAUAAGUUAGUCUACUUUAUGAUCGUAAACAUGGAAUUACUGUUUACAUUCAAAAGGGGGAAACCUACUGUAGAAAGACUGUUACUACAUAUAACUUUUCAAGUUGCUAUUGUAAGAUAGUUGUGUGUCGGUGUGUAGAUUCGUUGGUAUGCAGGCUACGUAAUUAUGCUAAGAAGCGAAUAUUUAAGGAGUUUUUCCGUUAGGGGUUGUCACUCCACGGCAUCUCCAUUUUUAUUUUGAUCACUUCAUUCUGGAAAUUUUGUUUUAUCCUAGGGCCGCUUAUGUUUGUUACAAUAACCUAUGCUAGGGCUGUUUAUGUCUGAUCAAUAAACGAGAUGCCCCCUCGAUCCUAUAUGACUGAUGUUUUCUUACUUGUACUAAGUUAGAAUUUUUUUGUUUUCGUCUCACUGUAUAGUGGUUAGACAACAAUGACUUUUAUGAUGAUGAGAGUUUCAUAAUACCCAUACGUAGCACUAAGUACGUGGACGUUCUUAAUCUAUUGCCUCUGAUUUAAAUUUCCGAAUUAGAUGCCUUUUGAGUUUUAGGGUUUUGUUUUAUUCUGGUCACGUGACUGGUCAAAUAUGGCCGUGAUUUCAAACUUUUGCAGGACUCUUCAAUGGAACAAACCUGAGCAAAUAACUUAUCCUUAGGAUGACUGGUUCUAAAAAUAUGGCGGUUAGAAACCUUCCUUAGCGACAACUUCAUGACCAAUUGGUAUUUAAGGGCCCCCUUAAAAAACCUUUGUAGGACGUUUUCGUUUUGAAAACCUUAAAAUUAACGACGUAACCAAUGCCACUCAGUGUGCAUGUAAGUAAGGUGACGUACGAAUAGUUAAACCAGUUAAGCAUGGUUCAGUUGAGGAUAAUUUUUCCUAGCCCUCUAAAUCUUAAUUUGUUAACCUUCACCUGUCCUCGAGCGACACUGACAGUUACGUAAAAGUUUGGUUUCUAGAAAAUUGACACUUUGGAUAAUACUUCUCGUAGAGUUUUUGGUGAGUAAUGUCGCAUCGAGGUAUCGUUGUGCAUUUGUAGUCGGGUUUUGUAUUAACCGAGAACCAUAAUGGGUUUGUUUUUCGUGUUAUAUCAUUUAAUCCUUUCUGGAAAUUUCCAAAUCUUGGAAAUUCGGCAUGGGAUUCUGUUGGGGUCAGUUUUUGUUCCAGGAUAUUUUGGGGUUUAGUUGGAAGCUUUAGGGAUUUUACGGGGUUAAUUUUUGAUUUUUGCCCCAAUUCGAUCAUCUCCGUCACUUGUAAUUCGGAGUACCCUUCACGGAGAUAUGUGACUUGGUUAUCCAAGGUGUCGGCGGAAGUUUUAAAAGCGUCCACCUUAUCCAUUUCCUCACGUGUUUCAGCUCUGUUUGCUUUCUAGCUUUUGUCUAACUGUUAGUUGGACAAAAAUGUAGUUUCCUUUUUAUGCUCUCUGGAUUUCGUUUUUCUGUUUAAGUAGCCAGUAAAUCAUUUGUUCGUACUAUCAUCUACUCCUUAUACAUGUAUCUUAAAAGUAAGGACAAUGGCUCUGUUGCUAGCACCAAAAUAAAACUGGCCUCAUUUUAGUUUCAUCCCUUGUCUCUUUUCUCUUUUCUUCCCCCCGAUGAGAGUUAAUAGUUAAUGAAGAUAAUGAAAACUCGCGACGUAUUCGGAGCGUCACCUUUUCAAAGCGGCAGACAAGAUGAUAUUUGAAAUGUAAACUGCCUUCGCUUCUAGUCAAAUGGCUUCUAAAAGGCUCAAAAAGACCCAGGGACACAGGUAAACAAAGUACACAUUUAUUUUACAUGAUUAUAAAUGAUUAUGUUAUUGCUGAUACAGUGUUCGGUUUCCCUGAGCCUAAACGGCAAACCCUUUAGGGCUGCACAUACCUAUAUAGCCCAUAUAAGGGAGUUCCUCCCCGGGGUCACUGAUAAGAGAUCACUAUUACAUAUGGGUCAAAAAGUCUAUUGCUCUUCAUGGUAACCGUUAACCCACUAACGUUCAAUGAACAGCCAAAAUUAGCGCCUUUAGCUGCCACAUCACGAUUUUUGGCUCAGUCCGUACCUCGCAGUCUCAGCACUCUAAUGUUUGUGAGUCUCACUCGAUGAAAUGCGAAUCGAUGUUAUUAUGUACGAACUGUUUACCUUAUCUUUAGGAAUUCUUUUUCCAACAGUUUCUUUGCAUUUUACAGCAACGAAGUUGUUUCAUCAAGUGAUAUCAGAAAAGAACGAAACAGAAAGCAUCGCAUCCAUAAUGUUGGUUAACUUGAAACUUUAACUUUAAAUCAUGUAGGUAGUUACGAAAUGUUACAUUUUGUGACGUCUUACAUGAAUCAGUACAAAAAUCGUAAACAAACUCUGGAGAGUGUGCAGUACGGACUGGAAAUUAUAUUAAACCGUAAUUAGUUAAUUAGAAAUAACUCUCUUAGCCGGCCGCGACCAAUGAAGCGUGUAUUAACACAGAGUAAUGGACAAAUACAGCAUUCUGAAAACUGCCUGACGACUGUACACUGUACAUAUUUAAUCAAUAAAGCAGGUAAAAAAAAAAAAAA
Messenger RNA from Orbicella faveolata, 5361 nucleotides. RefSeq lists its product as uncharacterized. Gene Ontology annotation, cellular component: plasma membrane. Lineage: Eukaryota; Metazoa; Cnidaria; Anthozoa; Scleractinia; Merulinidae. Gene Ontology annotation, molecular function: monoatomic cation channel activity. The record is from RefSeq and is a predicted model, not a curated record.